Molecule: messenger RNA, 1836 nt
Organism: Knipowitschia caucasica
Lineage: Eukaryota; Metazoa; Chordata; Actinopteri; Gobiiformes; Gobiidae
Source: the annotation of a GenBank genome assembly
AUGUUUAUUAGUUUGGAGUACAAUACUACUCCUUUUGUGCGUGCUACUCGUCUAGGCGCUUCGCCCACGCUCGGCGUCAGUCUGAAUACAUGCGCUCGCCGCGAGGUAGUUCGGCUGGAAAGGGCGCUCGGCUCUGCGCUCGGCGUGCGGUGUGAAACAGGCCUCAGCGCUCAGCUCUCCGCGCUCAGCUCUCCGCGCUCAGCUCUCCGCGCUCAGCUCUCCGCUCUCAGCUCUCCGCUCUCAGCUCUCCGCGCUCAGCUCUCCGCGCUCAGCUCUCUGUGCUCAGCUCUCUGUGCUCAGCUCUCCGCGCUCAGCUCUCCGCGCUCAGCUCUCCGCGCUCAGCUCUCCGCUCUCCGCGCUCAGCUCUCCGCGCUCAGCUCUCUGUGCUCAGCUCUCCGCGCUCAGCUCUCCGCGCUCAGCUCUCCGUGCUCAGCUCUCUGUGCUCAGCUCUCUGUGCUCAGCUCUCCGCGCUCAGCUCUCCGCGCUCAGCUCUCUGUGCUCAGCUUUCCGCGCUCAGCUCUCUGUGCUCAGCUCUCCGCGCUCAGCUCUCCGCUCUCAGCUCUCUGUGCUCAGCUCUCCGCGCUCAGCUCUCCGCUCUCAGCUCUCUGUGCUCAGCUCUCCGCUCUCAGCUCUCCGCUCUCAGCUUUCCGCGCUCAGCUCUCUGUGCUCAGCUCUCCGCGCUCAGCUCUCCGCUCUCAGCUCUCUGUGCUCAGCUCUCCGCGCUCAGCUCUCCGCUCUCAGCUCUCUGUGCUCAGCUCUCCGCUCUCAGCUCUCCGCUCUCAGCUCUCCGCGCUCAGCUCUCUGUGCUCAGCUCUCCGCGCUCAGCUCUCUGUGCUCAGCUCUCCGCGCUCAGCUCUCCGCGCUCAGCUCUCUGUGCUCAGCUCUCCGCUCUCAGCUCUCUGUGCUCAGCUCUCCGCGCUCAGCUCUCCGCGCUCAGCUCUCCGCGCUCAGCUCUCUGUGCUCAGCUCUCCGCGCUCAGCUCUCCGCGCUCAGCUCUCUGUGCUCAGCUCUCCGCUCUCAGCUCUCUGUGCUCAGCUCUCCGCUCUCAGCUCUCAGCUCUCCGCGCUCAGCUCUCCGCGCUCAGCUCUCAGUGCUCAGCUUUCCGCGCUCAGCUCUCUGUGCUCAACUCUCUGUGCUCAGCUCUCUGUGCUCAGCUCUCUGUGCUCAGCUCUCCGCGCUCAGCUCUCCGUGCUCAACUCUCUGUGCUCAACUCUCUGUGCUCAGCUCUCUGUGCUCAGCUCUCUGUGCUCAGCUCUCUGUGCUCAGCUUUCCGCGCUCAGCUCUCUGUGCUCAGCUCUCCGCGCUCAGCUCUCCGCUCUCAGCUCUCUGUGCUCAGCUCUCCGCGCUCAGCUCUCCGCUCUCAGCUCUCUGUGCUCAGCUCUCCGCUCUCAGCUCUCCGCUCUCAGCUUUCCGCGCUCAGCUCUCUGUGCUCAGCUCUCCGCGCUCAGCUCUCUGUGCUCAGCUCUCUGUGCUCAGCUCUCCGCGCUCAGCUCUCCGCGCUCAGCUCUCUGUGCUCAGCUCUCCGCUCUCAGCUCUCUGUGCUCAGCUCUCCGCUCUCAGCUCUCAGCUCUCCGCGCUCAGCUCUCCGCGCUCAGCUCUCAGUGCUCAGCUUUCCGCGCUCAGCUCUCUGUGCUCAACUCUCUGUGCUCAGCUCUCCGCGCUCAGCUCUCCGCGCUCAGCUCUCUGUGCUCAGCUCUCUGUGCUCAGCUCUCCGCGCUCAGCUCUCCGCGCUCAGCUCUCCGCCUACACCUGCCGCUGCAGCUUUGGCCUGAUAUGAUCAGGUCGUUGAGGCGAGUGUCCGCUCCAGGUCCGCCACGCCGUUUUCCAAAACCAUAA